AAAACGCAUAAGACUUGUAGUUUUCAAAAAUGUUUUCAUUUUUGAUGAGACGCUGAAUAAAAGAAGUUUAAUCGCCGGCAAACGAAAACCGCCAUUUCCCGUAAACCCCGGACUCGGCCCGUAUAGUCAAAAGUAUACAAAGAAAGUACCCUGUGAGUAAACUCAUUUCCAGAACGAUUUUUUAAAUUAUUUUUUCACCACUAAAACGCAUAAGACUUGUAGUUUUUAAAAAUGUUUUCAUUUUUGAUGAGACGCUGAAUAACAAUCUCGUUCCCAGGGCUUCUUUUUCUCUUUCUGAUAUGUGGCUGGCGCGAAAGAAGUAGCUCUGGGACUGGCCGGUCAAAAUACCCACCUAUAGUGGGUAUUUUUGAAAGAGCCGUUUGUCUUGCUUGUCCAGAUUUUACGGAAGGGAUAUAGGAAGGUAACUGAGCAUAAAAACAAGCAUAUGGCGAGUAAAAAUUUAGUUAGCUGGCUAACAAGAUGGAAAAUAUAAUACAACUUUUUUCCAAACUUCGACUUGCUCUAGAGAAAGGUUUUGACCCAAAUUUUGUGUUAAAGCCCAAACAAAUCAUUUGCUUUAAACAACUAAUUAACUAAUUAAACGAUACUCUUGCGGUUUUGCCUACUGGAUAUGGGAAAUCCAUUUUGUACCAGUUACUUCCUUUUGUAAUGCCUUUACAGAAGAAAAGAAACAUAGUGAUUGUUGUUAGCCCUCUCAACGCUAUCAUUGAGGAUCAACAAAAAAUUUUGAGCCAAAGAGGUGUAGAAGUUGCUACACUUACUUAUGAAAUGGAAGAAUGUACAGAAGAUCUUUUUGCACAUUUGAAUACGGAAGAUCCUGUCGAACCAAAUUUCAAAGUUUCACAUGAAAUAAAAAAUGGAGAUAUUGAUUUUUUAUUUGGACAUCCAGAAGCAUUUUUGUCACACACAGGAAGAAAUUUACUAAAAUCAAAAAUUUAUCAGGAUAAUGUUGUUGCAUGUGUAGUAGACGAGGCACAUUGUGUGGAAUUGUGGGGACUGGAAUUUAGAAAAAGCUUUCAAGAUUUGGUUGUCUUAAACACCAUCUUUCAAGAUCGCCCUAUGCUUGCAUUAACCACAACUGCGGGAGAUAAAAUGAUUUCCAAAAUUAUAAAAGACUUAUCUCUACAGAACUGCAAAAUUGUAAAAGCCUCACCAAAUCGUAGAAAUGUGUUUCUAAGUGUAAAAAAACGACUUCCAAACAACUAUGGUGUAAAAAGUUAUGAACAAAUUCUAUUACCAAUAGCAACAAAAUUAAACGAAACAAGACAAGAUUACCCUAUCACAAUUAUAUAUAUGGGUUUAAAAUAUUGUGGAUAUGCAUAUAAACUUUUUGACAUGGUUAUUGAAAAUCCCUUCUGUGAAAACGAGAUAACUCCAAGAGCUAAAUUGUAUGCUCAAUUUCAUGCAUCAACCACUUCGUGUAUGAAAGAAGAUAGUUUGGAAGAAUUGAAAUCCUUAAACUCUCGAAUAAGGGUAGUAUUUGCAACCACUGCUUUUGGUAUGGGUGUUAAUGUACCUCAGGUUACUAACAUUAUUCAUAUUUCUCCCCCAUCAAAACUGGAAAGUUACAUACAAGAAAUUGGACGUGCAGGUAGAAAUGGUGCACAAUCAAAUGCCAUAUUGUACUACAACAACUCUGACAUCAGUAAAAAUAAUUUAAAAAUGGAUGAAUCAAUUAAAAUAUAUUGUCAAGAGACUGAUUGUCUCAGAAAAUCAUUGCUCAAAUACUUCAGUUUUAAAUGCGAAACACAAGACAAUUGUUGUGAAAACUGUAAUCCUACGACAACUGAAGAUUUUUCUCCUGUUCAUCAUAUACAAAUGUCAGAUAUUGAUAGAGAAUCAAUACGUUUAGAGCUAGAAAUGAUUAAUGUUGAAAAGGAAGAAGACUCUCAUUUAUUAACAUUUGAGUUUAAUUUGACACAUGAUGUUAUUGGAAAAAUUUCCAACAAUUUUCAUUUAAUAACUUGUGAACGUGAUUUAUUGCAUAAAUUUGAUGUUUGGGAUGAAAGGUAUUCGACAAAAAUUUUUGAUGUCAUCAGAAAAUAUUUGAAUCUAUAAGUAUAUAAAUAAUAUAUAUAGUUUUUAUUUCUUCUUUUAUUUUGUCGAAAACAUUUUUUAUUGGUAAGGUUGGACCAUUAGAAUU
Molecule: messenger RNA, 2164 nt
Organism: Hydractinia symbiolongicarpus
Lineage: Eukaryota; Metazoa; Cnidaria; Hydrozoa; Anthoathecata; Hydractiniidae
Exons: 2
Coding region: 670-2079 (469 amino acids)
Biological process (GO): double-strand break repair via homologous recombination; telomere maintenance
Cellular component (GO): cytoplasm; nucleus; nucleoplasm
Molecular function (GO): nucleic acid binding; 3'-5' DNA helicase activity; four-way junction helicase activity
Source: RefSeq, a predicted model, not a curated record